AUGUUUAGUGUUGUUGCAAGAAUUUUUAAGAUUGCUUUAGCGAAAGAUGAUGAUGUUUUUAAGGAUUCUGUUGUUUCUAUUGAUUCCGAGAUCUCAAGGAUGAAAGAAACAAUACCAAAGGUUGUUGAAUACUUCCAGAACAUUAAUUUAGGUGGUUCUGAUUCGAGACAAGUUCCUUUCCCUGAAAUGGUUUCGAUUAUUGAUGUUGCAAGUGAAACAUUAGUUUGUCCAGGAGAACUAAAAGCUCCUGAUUCUGUAACAGACUCUGUUCAUUGUUUCAAAUCUGAUCAACAAUAUUAUGUUGCUACUGCUUUGAUAUUGAAAUAUUAUAGUAUGAUGCAAAAAGGAGUUUGGCCAAGUCCGAAAGACAAAGAUUUACAAGAUUUGUGGCAAAUUGGACCAAUAGAAUUAUUCCAAACAUUCUUUGCUAAAGCAAUGGCUAUAAUUGUUCCAACAAUUAUUAGUGGUAUAGAGAACCAAAACAAGAGACAAAUAAUGUAUACAAGUAUCUUCUUAGUUUUAACUUUGUUGUUAACUAUUGUUAUAAUUUUAAUUGUCAAAAAAGAAGACAUUCUUUUGAAGUUUUGUUUGAAAUUGUUGUUGAGAUGUCCUCCACAAUCUUUGUUGAAUAAUGCAAGAGUCAUGGAUUUGUUGGGUGGAAAUUAUAAUUUCACUUCUGAAGAUGUUUCAGACAAACAUGUUUGGUUUUCAAAUGAAGUCGUCAGUCGUUUGAACGAUGUAAUAAUUGUUUGUCAAGAAGAAACAAGCAAAAUUAUUACUGUUAACACUGCUUUUGAAGAAAUGUUUGAUAUAAAACAAAGUGAAAUAGAGAACAAACAAUUCAAGGAAUUCUUCACAGAAGAAAGAUUUAUGUCUGAAGAUAAACUUGAUAAAGUAUUUUCGCAGCCAAUAACUGUUGUUUUCACUGAUAAAAACAAAAACAAAGUUUAUCUUGAGUUCACUUCAUCUUGUGUAAGUGGUCGAAGGAUUUUCUCAGGAUCUAAUCAGACACAAAACGUUAUGCAUGAAAAAUUAAUUGCUGAUGAAAAGAAGAAGUCGGAUUCUAUGUUGGCAAGUAUUUUACCACCAGUGUUAGUUCCAAGAGUUCAAGCCGGAGAAAAGAAUAUUUCUUUUGCUGUUAAAUCUGUCACUGUUUUAUUCUUAGAUGUUGUUGAAUUUACUCCAUGGUGUGGCUCUCAUGAUGCACAGUAUGUCAUGAGAAUGUUAAAUAUCAUGUUCAAAGAAUUCGAUGCAAUUACAAAUGCUCAUAAAACAAUGACAAAAAUUAAAUGCAUCGGUGAUUGUUACAUGGCUGCUGGAGGUAUCUUUGAUGAGAUCAAUCAACCAGCUGUUCACGCAAAAGAAGUUGUUGAUUUCGGAUGUUUAGUCAUCAAGAAAUUGCUGGAAAUCGAUGAAAGUGAAAAUGAAUCAUUGAGAAUCAGAGUUGGAAUAAACACAGGAGGCUCAAUUGUUGCUGGUGUCAUAGGAACAGAGAAACCAACAUUCGAAAUUCUUGGCCCUGCAAUUAACAUUGCACAUGAAAUGGAACAUCACGUUGUUCCAAUGAAAGUCCACAUUUCUAGGCCUGUUUACGAAUUGAUUUACGGUCAGAGCUUCGAUAUCAAAGAAAGAGGUGAAAUCGACGUAAAAGGCGGAAAGAUGUUCACUUAUCUCGUUGAGCCUUAA
This is a messenger RNA of Trichomonas vaginalis G3, 1686 nucleotides long. RefSeq names its product guanylate cyclase protein. NCBI's taxonomy places the organism in Eukaryota, Parabasalia, Trichomonadida, Trichomonadidae. The record is from RefSeq and is a predicted model, not a curated record. The transcript has a single exon. Gene Ontology annotation, molecular function: guanylate cyclase activity; peptide receptor activity. Gene Ontology annotation, biological process: receptor guanylyl cyclase signaling pathway; intracellular signal transduction; cGMP biosynthetic process. The coding region runs from base 1 to 1686 and encodes 561 amino acids.